Messenger RNA from Pygocentrus nattereri (red-bellied piranha), 3962 nucleotides. RefSeq names its product ras homolog family member H (gene rhoh). The transcript has 2 exons. Bases 646 to 1233 code for a protein of 195 amino acids. Lineage: Eukaryota; Metazoa; Chordata; Actinopteri; Characiformes; Serrasalmidae. The record is from RefSeq and is a predicted model, not a curated record. Gene Ontology annotation, molecular function: GTPase activity; GTP binding. Gene Ontology annotation, biological process: small GTPase-mediated signal transduction.
CAUAGGGUGCCACAUCUGUUCUACAAGCUCUUGAGAACUUAUAAAUGAGGACUGUCAAAUAGUAUCAGAGUAGAAUUUUCACAGCACCACUCUCCUUCAUGAAUUCAGCAUUUGGAGAGACCCGUUUUUUCACUGAAGACUUUUUUUGUUUCUGAGAAAACGAAGAACAUAUAAGGUUCUUCAGGAACUUCAGCUUCAUAUCCACAAGAACACUUAAAAGGGUGGAAAUUGGAGAGGAAGAGCAAAUAUAAGCUGUUGUGGACGUCUUGUAUGAAGACCAGGGAAACUACAGAAGACCUACACUGCAUCAUCGCAGGACUUCUCUGUUCUCUAUCUCUGGUGUCCGUGAGAAAGCCCCCUAAGAUUUUCAAAAUGUUCUCAGUUCCCAGCCCUUAGUCUACGCACCCACAUCUUCUGAACUCAACUACAUUAUGGAGUGCUUUGGAAUCCAGGCACAAGGAAAGAAAAUCUUUUAAUUACCACAAGAAUUACCCAUCACAAAUUAAUGUACUAUUGCUAUUGUGUGGAACAAUUCCCACACCCACAGUGAUGACUUAUGCACCUGUCUGGCUCCUUUGAGGAUUCCCUAUCUGGACUACAAGCAGAACCUUUUGAGAAGCAGAACCCCCCAUUAGCGACAGAACUAUGAACGGCCUGACUGAGACAUCAGUUAAGUGCGUACUGGUCGGAGACUGCGCAGUGGGCAAAACGGCCCUCCUGGUGCGGUUCACUUCUGAAACAUUCCCCGACAGUUACAGGCCCACAGUGUAUGAGAACACAGGAGUGGAUGUCUUCAUGGAUGGCAUCCAGAUCAGCCUGGGCUUGUGGGACACGGCCGGGAAUGACACCUUCCGGCAGAUCCGCCCCAUGUCCUACCAGCAGGCAGAUGUGGUUCUACUGUGCUACUCUGUAGCAAACCCCUCCACAUUGGCCAGUGUCCGGCACAAAUGGAUCGCUGAGGUCAGGGAAUACCUGCCCCGCGUACCCGUGCUGGUGGUGGCCACUCAAACAGACCAUCGUGAGAUGGGGCCAUAUCGGGCCAACUGCACUAGUGCUUCUGAAGGCAAGCGUGUGGCCCAGGAGAUUCGUGCCAAAGGCUACUUGGAGUGCUCAGCACUCAGUAACAGAGGAGUGCAGCAGGUGUUCGAGUGUGCGGUGCGCACUGCUGUCAACCAGGCCCGCAAGAGAACCCGCCGGAGACUCUUUGAUCUCAACCCGUGCCAAAUCUCCUAAGGGCAGCGCUACCCAGCCAUCAAGUUGGACGUGCUCAAACCAAGCUUCAAUCCUUGAGCCAAAGCCUCAAUUGAGACGUUUGCUUGACACAUAAACAAUAUUAUUUAUUUUAUGUGAUUUAACCAUAGUAUUUUCUUAACUCAUAGUGGGAUGACAGACUCCAUGGCCCAACAGGCAAAUUCACUGGAGAUUGUCUGAUCUUAAUCUGUACUGAAUCUACCCAAUUAUCACCUGCUUCAAUUUGGAUCUACUUAGAUAACCUCUAACCAAUAAGCAUCAAUCCUUGAGUCUCAGUCAAGAUGUUUCAUUGAUACAUGAACAAUAAUAUUUAUUUUGAGUGAUUUCUUAGUGGUAGUCUGCUCAGCUACUGACGUGACAGACUUCAAAGCAAACAGGCCACUGGUGGACAAUUAACCAGGCCCAUAAAUGAAACUGCUGGAGACUUUUUUUUAACUAAUUUUGUGACAGAUCUUUUAAAGUGGAAUUCCACAGUUUUCCCAAUGCAUAUAUGUGUAUAAUUAAAUGGUUAAUAUGUGAGCAAAGUCGAGUUGAGUGGUUUGAUGUGAAAUGCUUAAUUCUAGAGAAACAUGGAGUCGCCUUGCUGAAAGCUAACACAUGAAAUGGUUUUAAAUGUGCCUAGACUGUUGUGGCCAUAUUUAUUUAAAUACAGCCGUGGUGGAGAGAGGGCAAAACAGUACAACAAAAUCGCCCCCAAGGACAACUCUUUUUCAGGUUUACCACGAUUUUACCAUCAUCAGUGUUACAUAUAAAAACUCAGAAGACUCCUGGUUCUUAUCCCAACCGGUGUAAAGACGUGAGUUUGUUAGUUUCUCAACAAUGAUCCAUUUUACAGCAAACCACUUUGAAUGACUUUGUAUGCAUCUCAACGAUUGAACUGUACAGUAAUUUUGAGAAAUCAACAGGAAAUCUCCUUUAUGUCCUUUUAAGGGUAAGGGCCAUCCAACAGGGACUGUUUUAACACGGAUCUGCUCAAAAAUCACUGAAGUUUCAAGUAUUCGAUCCAAAUCCUCAGUCAAGGCAUUGUUUGAUACAUAAACAAUAAUAUUUAAAUUUAACAACGGUAGAUUGGUUAGCUAGAGUCAGAUGGCGGACUCCACAAAACGUUUUAAACCCCACUGAGACUUUUUUCCAUGCACUAUUACUGUGUAGUCUAUCUAGACAGAAAACACAAUGAGUGUGCUGAUAAAUAUAAUGGCCAAAAGACACGAGACCACAUUAAAAAUCUGGGAUUCCUUUCAUUUAAACUGAGAAAUAAACAACAGAAUUGUUUAGAAAUUUGUAAAAAAUUUAAACAAAAGACAAGUUACGACAAAACGAAAAAGAAAUACUUAAGAUUCUGCACUGUUUCUAGGUCACUACCCAAAUUUCAGCCAAUUUGUGAUAAACAGCGUGUUGAGGCCUUGGCUGAAAAAGAUCUUUUUUUUUGACUUCCAUUGAUGAAAUUCCUUCCAUUGACGACUAGAUUUGACCUAUUCAUCAAAGGCUUUUGCACAAACUUGUGUGGCCCAUGCCACACUGAGUGCACGCUGCCAUGGUGGUAAAAGAAACUCAUGUUCAUUUUUAAGAUUCUGCUUUUCUUUUAAAUUAUGCUGUACUGGAAAUCUUUCUAUUAAAAUAGCAUUUUCAUAAGUUGCCUCAGACCUUUGGACUACACUGUACAUGUAGGCUGGAUGAAACCCUUCAUCUUGAGGAAUGAAUGCAGCAUUAGGGUUUUUAAAAUGAUAUCAUCCAAGUGCAUCUUGGGCCCUAUCAGCGUUCUUAGAAGAUGAGGAUAUAUGUACAUGUUAAGCUGUGUGAUGACGUACGAUUUAUAUAUAUAUUUAGAACACAUACAUUCACAGCUUUCACGGGUCCGUCUUCUCUUUGGUUUGCUGUAAAUUGUAUGUGUUCCCGACAUUUGUGCUUUUUCAUGGGCCUUCAUAAAAAGUAAUUGUCAGUCACCUGAGAAAAGCAAAAAGUUGUGUAUUAUGUGUAAAGUAGUGUCUCUUUUUCUGUACUUACACUAGCAAUACUAAGGCGAGUGAUUUGGAGGGAUGGAUAUAUUGUGACGACACAGUUUUAAUUAGCCUAAAAGUGCCAAAAUAUCAGCACACAGACAAUAUAUGUGCUGUAAGUACUUCAUUUGACAUUUUUUACUUGGCAUUUUACUUUUGCAAAAAAGGAACCUGAAAAUGACAAUGUGCUAACAAGUAAUUUAACUAGUUUAUUCAAUUUAAUUCUGCUGUGUUCCACUUUGUAUAGUGUAGAUCUCCAUUUAGGCAUCGGACAAUGCAGCAAAAAUAUUACAUGGCGAUACUUCACAAUAUCUUCGUGUUACAUGAUAUGCGUCAUGAUCACAAACUGUAAAUACAAUGAUUUGUUUUUAACAUUUCAGAUAUGGUGCAGCACUAAAUACAAUAAACUGGCCUUGUUAUUCUUUAUACUGAAAUAUGCAGUUGUUCAGCAUUCUUUUAGUACUGAUGAUACCCAUGAAAGGCUCAGAGAAGCAUAUUGUGAUGUAAUUUAUCAUACUUGUAAUUUAUCAUGUCUUGUUUUCAAGACAUUAUUAUUUCAUUUUUAUUUUGCUGCAAAAACAAAAGUGUUACGAUCAUCCAAAGACAUCAGCUUUGUUUUUCAAACACUUUCUAGAUGUCGAGAUCAAAUGAUCAUUCGUUUGAAAAGUUGUUAAAAAAAUAGAUGUGUGACAAAUAAAUUCAGACUGAAUCUUA